Sciurus carolinensis (gray squirrel) is the source of this 2217-nucleotide messenger RNA. It is a transcript of the gene Dgat2l6, whose product is annotated as diacylglycerol O-acyltransferase 2 like 6. Gene Ontology annotation, biological process: lipid metabolic process. The transcript is spliced from 7 exons. The record is from RefSeq and is a predicted model, not a curated record. Gene Ontology annotation, cellular component: endoplasmic reticulum membrane. Bases 68 to 1087 code for a protein of 339 amino acids. NCBI's taxonomy places the organism in Eukaryota, Metazoa, Chordata, Mammalia, Rodentia, Sciuridae.
UAUAAUCAACUCAGCUUAAGAAGUUCAGAGCUUCUGCUUGGGCUUCUUGCCACAACAGAACACCACGAUGACUAUGACCUUUUUCUCCAGGCUAGAUCUUCAGGAGGGCCUCCGAACACUCUCUGUUAUGCAGUGGAUUCCAGUCUAUGUAAUUUUAGGGGCUAUUCCCAUUGUCCUCAUGCCUUACCUCCUUGUGUUCACUAACUUCUGGUCCUUGGCUGUGCUCACCUUAGCCUGGCUUGCUUAUGAUUGGAAAACCCAUAGUCGAGGUGGUAGGCGGUCAGCUUGGGUACGAAACUGGACACUCUGGAAAUAUUUCCAAAAUUACUUCCCAAUAAAGCUGGUGAAGACACAUGACCUUUCUCCCAAACACAACUACAUCAUUGUCAGCCACCCCCAUGGCAUUCUCUCUUAUGGUGUCUUCAUCAACUUUGCCACUGAGGCCACUGGCUUUGCUCGGAUUUUCCCAUCCAUCACUCCCUUUUUAGGAACCUUGGAAGGGAUCUUCUGGAUCCCAAUUGUGCGAGAAUAUGUGAUGUCAAUGGGUAUAUGCCCAGUAAAUGAGUUGGCUCUGGAAUACUUGCUGACCAAGAAAGGCUCAGGCAAUGCUGUGAUUGUUGUGGUGGGUGGAGCUGCAGAAGCCCUCUUGUGCUGCCCAGGAGCCUCCACCAUCCUCCUCAAAAAUCGUAAAGGUUUUGUGAAACUGGCACUGAAGACAGGGGCAUACCUUGUUCCUUCUUAUUCCUUCGGUGAGAAUGAGGUUCACAAUCAGGAGACUUUCCCUGAAGGCACAUGGAUAAGGUUCUUUCAAAAAAAUUGCCAGAGAGCAUUCAAAAAACUCCUGGGAAUAAAUUUCUGUACCUUCCAUGGCCGGGGCCUCACUCGUGGAUCCUGGGGCUUACUGCCUUUCAAUCGGCCCAUUAAUACUGUUGUUGGGGAACCCCUGCCAAUCCCCAAGAUUAACAUGCCCAACAAGGAGACUGUGGACAAGUACCAUGCACUCUACAUCAGUGCCCUGCGCAAAUUGUUUGACCAACACAAAGUUGAAUAUGGUCUUCCUGAGACUCAGGAGUUGGCAAUCAUAUAACAGGAGCCACAUGCCCUAUUACUAAAUCCACAAAGGCACAAGGAAUCCAAACAGAGCCAUAAGAAAGGAAGAAUUUGAAGAGGGAGUGGAUCAUAAGGAUAAUGACGUGAUGACAACCAAGCUAGAAAGUACUUAUUGAAUGCAGGUUCCAAAAAUGGCAUACCCUUCCAAGUGGCAGAGUCAGGUAUGCAGAAAGGAACCAGAGGGGCCUGGGAGAACUGGGGAGGGCUGGCCAGCAAAAGAGGUGGCUCUAUCCCCACCCCUGGGUUGUUUUAGGGCAACAACCCUGUUUAGGGGUCUCGUGAGUCACUCUAGCCAACUAACUGAAGCAAUGAGAAGCCAACAAACACUGUUCUCCUAAACCUUGGUGAUACCAUUACUAUUUAGGUUUAGGAGUGGAAGUUUUGUGUAGAAGAAGGGUAGUUUGUUUCAUCUCAGCUUCUUUCCUUACAAUUUGGGACUGCCACAAGGUAAACAAGGGACCUGAAUUGUGGCUCACACAGACAGGAUUCCCUCAGCUAUGACAGAGUUUCAGAUCCAUCAUGGAACUACAUGUUUCUUCUAUAAAAAUAAAGCUCUAGAUAUAUAAAACAGUAUACAGUUAUUUCCUAAUUACUCUGUAGUUCACUACUGGGCAUCCCUCAAACCUAAGAUUUACCCUUCUAGCUGGAAAGUUUGUGUAUAGAAAGCUAGUUUCUUCUUCUUUAUCAGUCACCCUUUAUGCCACCCAUGACAGAAGAGGUGAGGGAAUAGAACUAUAGCUACUAUAGGUGUAGGAGACAGAAGCAGAAACACAGGAACUGGCACAGGUUGCUAUGGAAUAGCCCAUCUUUACUGAUCCCAUACAACCACUCUGGAUCAGAAAGGAAGGAGCCACAAGACUAUGCACAAGCUAUAAGUUUGCUUGAUGUCAGAUACCUACUGUGUCCCAGAGAUCAUGUCAUCACUUUCACAACUUUUGCCUCUUAAUGCUAAUGCCCUCUGAGAUUGACAUUGCCAUCAUCCCCAUUUCACAGUAGCUGAAGUUCCUACAGGUUAACAAACUUACACAAAGCCAUACAAUUUUGGAUAGAACUAGCAUUCAAAUCUAGGUCUUACUAAUUCCAAACCAAAGUUCUCUCCAGUGCACC